CGUUAUAACUUUGUUUAGAAAAUUAUGUUUUAGGAAUCGGUUCUAAAAAUUUAUCGAAAUAAAAUAUGUAAAAAUAAUUUAUUUUAGUUUUGAAGAAACUUAGAAAAAGAUUGUUCUUCAUUCUGCUAAUUAGUUUACACCUAUAAAGAGAGGAAUUAACACAAACAAGGAAAACAAUCCUUAAAAAACAGAAACUCCCUAAGAAUCAGUGACUGAGAUUAGUUUCUAUUUACAAGGGAACUCCUAGUAAUAAGGUAAGUUUUCUGUCCUUAAUCUUAGGAAUUCCAACAAGUUUUUAUAUAAUUGUUGGUUUAAUUAUUGGAAUAAGAUAUGUAAAAAUUAUUUUCUAGCUAUAUAUGUUUGAUUACUACUAAAUUUAUCUGCCACGUUGGGCGGUAGCUAUUGGCAAAUUAGCCUUCAAUUCUUUGAGUUCACUAAACUUGUAGUGAUUGCAACGAUUGAUUCAUCUAUUGAUAAAUCGAGUUGUAAUACCACAACUUUGAGUGUAAUGGUGCACUCAUCUCACGGUAGAUGGAAUGUGUGAGUUUCAUGUCUCUCUCUCUAGCAAAGCAUUGAAAAAUGGAAGCUUCAAUUCACAUCCACGAAACAUAUGAGACGAAUGCAAGAAUUUUCUCUAUAAUACGUGGUGCUUUGACACUUAAAUUGUGUAUAUGUAUCUGAAUUAUAGUCUUUGUCCUAUUUAUAUUAAUACAAGCACACUCAAAAUAUUAUAUAUUUAUUUCAAAAAAUUAAUAAUGAUAUUAACAAAAUAAAAAUAUACCAAGAUUUUUUAAUUUUUUAAAUAGCAUAUAUGGAUAAUUUUGCCCCUAAAUAGAGAGAACAUAUAUUCUGUCCCUGAAGAAAACCCAUUUUACAAAAAUGGGGUAUGUCCAAUGGAAAAAAUCGUUGAGGAAUAAAAGAACAACAACAGAUAUGAUGGAUUCAUUGAAAUAGAAAAAGAGAUCAAUCAUACAGUGAAACUAAAGAGAAAAAUAAUAGGGAAAACAACAACAACGAUAACGAUAGUUUACAAUCUAGGAAGGAGUAGUAGGAGGGGUCAGUCCAUUAUUUUAGUGGAUAAAAACACAAUGAAACGCAAAACAAUAAAUGACCAUUCCACUCCUGCGGUGGUCUUCCAAACAUUCCAACCGUCAAAACCUCCGUAUCAAAUUAAAUGACCACUCUGUCCCAUCUGCUCCCUAUCAAAUUCCCUCUCAACUCGCCAACUUCCACUCACUCCACUACCUCCAAAUCCCUUAUCCUUUGCAAGAAACGCAAUAGCGACACUGCGUUUGAGGAACAUAAAUCCGGGUUCGUCGACUACGACAAGGUUUCCACUCAGGUGAGUGGACUUAGGAAGGCCCAUAUCCCUAAACGGUAUCGUUUGCGUGUAGAAGGCGACCGCUUCCAGAAGGACUGGACCAUAUCUGCGGUGGUCGACCGAGUUAUGGAGCUCAGUCAUUGGGAAAAUGUCGAACCGGUACUGAACCGGUGGGUUGGCCGUUCUGCUAGGAAAAAUUUCCCCUUCCUCAUUAAGGGCUCAUCAGGCUGUAGCUAUUGGUGCAGCUCGCGAAGCAGCUCCCGCUAUCCUCUGAAGUACCUCCGCUAUUGUACGAAGUAAAUCUUCAUCACCUCGACCCUCUCGAUGAGGUCUAUUGGCUUUAUUUCCUCGAGCACCAACUUUAUCAACACCGUGUGCCUCGAUCUCAACCUGAUUUUCACCCUCAAAGGAGUGAUCACUGCUAUUGAUUCCAUCUUCAACAACAUUUCUUGAUUCUUCAGACAUUUCAUCUAUAAAACAGAGGAAUUCAUAAUCAGCAUCCAAACCUCGACUUUGACUCGACUCGACCUUGGCAUGUACCUUUAGACUCAAUUUUAAGAUUGAUUUAGUUAAGAGAAUUGACUAUACCUAUAGUUCUGAUACCACUAAAUAUAACACCCCAUACUUGAUCCGAUCGACGAGUCCGAGUUAUAGGAUGUCACAUUCAUUGCUAGUGUCGUAUACGAGUCAUAUACGAGUUCAUAUACGAGUCAUUGACUAUACCUUGGAUAUUACAUGUGUAUAACACGAUAUAUAAUCAUUUU
Molecule: messenger RNA, 2085 nt
Organism: Gossypium arboreum
Lineage: Eukaryota; Viridiplantae; Streptophyta; Magnoliopsida; Malvales; Malvaceae
Product: pentatricopeptide repeat-containing protein At2g41720-like
Exons: 2
Coding region: 1175-1621 (148 amino acids)
Source: RefSeq, a predicted model, not a curated record